AUGAGCGACGUGCGGUUUGCUGUAGGGCAUCAAUUUGGCACCGUGAAGAUGUUCGCCGCCCACAAAUACAUUCUGAGCAUUUGCAGCACAGUGUUUGACACCAUGUUCAACGGCAGUCUGCCAGAAAGUUGUGAGGAUGCCAUCGAGAUUCCGGAUCUGCCUCCCGAGGCGUUUGCUAACAUGCUCAGCUACAUAUACACUGAUUCGGUUGAGAACCUGAAUCUGGAUAAUGCCAUUCCGACCAUGAACUGCGCUGAUAAGUACGAUUUGCCGCAGCUGGUCAAGAAAUGCCUCGCAUUCGUUACUAAGCGGAUAACUUUCGACAAGGUGUUGACACUUGCGGAGCAGAUGGGCCACGGAGAGAUGCAAGCGUAA
Paramacrobiotus metropolitanus is the source of this 375-nucleotide messenger RNA. RefSeq names its product BTB/POZ domain-containing protein 6-B-like. The record is from RefSeq and is a predicted model, not a curated record. NCBI's taxonomy places the organism in Eukaryota, Metazoa, Tardigrada, Eutardigrada, Parachela, Macrobiotidae. Bases 1 to 375 code for a protein of 124 amino acids. The transcript has 4 exons. Gene Ontology annotation, molecular function: protein binding.